This is a messenger RNA of Symbiodinium sp. CCMP2592, 2976 nucleotides long. NCBI's taxonomy places the organism in Eukaryota, Dinophyceae, Suessiales, Symbiodiniaceae. The record is from the annotation of a GenBank genome assembly.
AUGGCUGCCUCUUCGUCGGCACAUCCACCAGCAGAGCCGAAGCCUGUCGUCUUCGUACACAACCCAAGGAGCCCCGAUGGGUCCCCCGGCGUUAAGCCGAGCCCUGUGCCGGACACGAAGCAUGAGGCGAUGAUGCAGGAGUUCGUGCACGCUCAGCUGAUGACGAUUCUGCAGCCCUUUGUGGAUCAGCUGGAACUUCUCAGCGAUGCGCUGAAUGCUCUCACGGCCCAGACCACCGAAAUCGAGGAUGAGGUUCUCCAUCAUCGCGAGCAGGUGGCACAGAAUCAGAGUCGCCUUACAGCCUUGGAAGCUCGGGCGACCGAAGCCACGACUGGGAUACAGGAGGUCCACAAGAAGAACAUGUCGGGACCGGGGCCCCCAAUGGCUUCGAUUGAUCGCUUGCGCAUCCAUGCUCGACUCUAUCACCGUCGUAAGACUGACAAGCCAGCUGCGAUCGGCACAUACUGGGAGAAAGCGGAUUACGCCGACCAGUCAGACCUCCGAAGGCUUGCAGCCCCGGUGGCAUCCUGGAUCGCCUUCGGCCCUCCGGGUCGGAUUCCGACGGUAGAAGAGCUCCAGCUAGUGACGAAGUUCAUGAACAAGAUGGAUGGUGGGCCGUUGCCCUCUCGGUUGAGCGAUGUCUUAUGUGAGAUGAAACAGCGGCUCCUGUCUCUCCCCAGGCCGGCCGAUGAGGCUUGGAAGGCGGCAGAGAAGCAGCUUCGAAAAACCUAUCGGCAGUUGCUACGCUGCUGCAGCGCAACAUCUGCCCAAUCGGAUAUCGCUGCCGGUGAUAACGCUGAUGCUGAAUUGAGAGCCGGGCAGGAUGUGGCCCUGCAAGUCCGUGAAACGGAGGAUUCCGGAUCUCCCUGUGCAUCUGCUCAGUCUGAUCAGCACCUUAUGUUGUUCCGCAAGAUGAACGAGUGGGGCUUUCUGGACAACGCUCAGAAGCUGGAGCGCUUGCAGCAGGCCGAGGAAGCAUCGAGGCACUCACGAAGGAGCUUGAGCCAGGAAGAACUAGCAGAUGUGCUCAGCACGGCGGCAGCUUGUCUUGCAGCUCCGCGCAGACAUGCGAGGCUGCAGGAUGCCAAAGGCCUAUGCCUAGGCGAAGUCAGAACUGCAUCGGAAUCGCAGGAUCCGACAGUGGAUCUGCAAAAACGAGUUCGGUCUCUGUUUCUGCAUGCUCUGCGUGUAUGGCAGAUGAACCAAUUCGAUUGUCAAGCUAUCGAGCAUGUCCUGGACUGUGUGCAACAGAAGAUCAGCCAAUUUGAGAAUAAGGUUGGGGAGAUUCAAGGCGCUGCCGCGGGGAAGGCUUGGCUGAAAAUCAAGCAGAUGAUCGACGAGUUGCUGCUCCGCGUAGGUGCGCCCUCGGACCCGCUUGCGAAAGGCACAACAAAACCCCGAGUAGAAGCUGUAAGACAGGAGCGCCAGAGCGGUAUCCAGAACAUCAUCUGGGAAGCGAAGAGAAGUUCCUGGAGAUGCGAAUGGAAGUAUAGACAUGCUGGUGGUUACAAAGGGAAAUCUCGCUCGUUUCCAAUUGCCAUGUUCCUCGAGCGGGGCCUUGGUGAGGAGGCGGCUGUCGAGGCCGCGCUGCAGGAAGCAAAGGCCUACCGCGAGGAGCUCGUGCGCAAGGGAAUACUGAAGCCGCCGAAGCCGAAACCCCCACGCUCAACGGUGAGGGGUGUCGCCUUUGACAUAAGCCAACAGAAGUGGCGGGUUCAAAAGUACGAUGCCGUCAAACGGAAGCUUGUGCACUGUGGUAGGUUCGACGCCAAGGAGGAAGCCGAGCUCAAGGCCCGGGAGGUGUUCAGGCAGCUCGGGAUUCGACCCGAAUACGAGGUGCGGCCGGCGAAGCGAAGCAGAUCCGAGGAUGGUAUCAUCGCACAGCUGGACCGCCUCAACAACGGUUUGGACCACGCUGAGCAAAAGCAGCUCGUUGUCGACAAAAGGCUCGAGCACCUGCACCAGUUCUGCAAGGAUCUGAAAGGUGAGCAGGCUACGCAGCAGGAGUCGAUCCGGGAAGCCCACAUGAAGUCGGACAGAUCCAGCGAAGCCAUAAGGAAAACCAAUGCCCAAGCGAGCCAGAAGCAGGGCGAAGAUGAGGAGAAGUUCGCGUGCUUAAACCAGCACGCCAGGGGCUUCGAAGCAAAGCUGAGCCAUUACCUGGGCACCUUCCGUGAGCAGGACAACAUGCUCAAGGCCCACGACAAGGAGUUUCAGCGCGUCGCAGCGGAGAUGGCCAAGAUCCGGUCUCAGGAAGAACUUUACCAGCAAUUCUCAGAGCUCUUCCUUCAAGUGAGGGAGUUCAACAGACGAGUUGUGAAGCUGGAAGAUGGUUUCUCUCAGGUCAACUUACGCAACGGCGUAGACCUUUCAGUUUUUCAGGACACCGUGGCAAAGAUCCAUGAGCAGGCAGAGGAGAACUCGCUAAAGAUCGCUUCUGUAGAUCGCAGCCAGGCGAAUUCGUCGCAACAGGUGGAUGUGCUCUCCAAGACGCUGGUGCACCUGGAGGAGGCCAUCCAGAACUUCGACCACCGGGCCACGGUCAUCGACGGCGAAGUGCAGGAUUUGCACUUCUGGCAGCACGGGGCGACGGAGAAGUUCGAAGAACACAACACCCGCCUGCAGUCAUGCAAGGGGGACUUUCAGAAGUGUCAGAAAGAGCUGAAUGCCAAAGGCAUCGAGCUCAACGACCUGCGGCAGGACAUUUCGGCAACACAGAGACGACUGUCCCGCAUCGAUGGCAAUGUGGACAUCAUGCAGAAGUAUUUCACGGGCUUCGGCAAGGGCCUCCAAGACACUUCGCGCUGCGUCUCCUCUCGGGACACUUUUAACACUCCACGGACAUCGCCGCAGCGGCCAUACUCGGCGACCGUUUCGACAGGGUUGCCAUCGCUGCCGGUUCGCUCCGACUCGCCCACCAGGCAGCGUCCGUGGAGCUCGAUCGAGCGCACCACCCGCGAUAUUGACGACCUCUGA